CUCCUCAAAAAGUAAACAAUAAUAAUGAAAGAAAUUUUCUAUAAUAAUUGAAAAGAAUGAUUAACAGCAAAGAAGAAUUAGUUUAUCUUCUAUCUAAGCUUGAUGAGGAUGCCGUUUAUGCUUUGGAAAAGACUGUGACGCAAGCAUUAAAGAAAAGCAACAGUGCAAAAGAUGCCAUUGAAAAUAUAAUCAAAUACUCGCCGGACUACAUAAGUAUAUUAAGAAGAAAAGCCCUCAAAAGAGAAUUGUUGUUUAGUUAUUUAGAAGAACGAAAUGUUGCGGUCAGAUUGCCGGUGACCAAAAACGAAUUAAUUGACGUUAUAGCAAACCUCUGGAAAAUACCAAAUACCAGUAUUCAAAACGAAGAAAACACUGUUGCAACAAAACCUGAAAAAACCAAUGUUGAUUUGAUGGCCGAACAAUUUGCAAAAUGGUUUUAUUCAAUGCUUAAUGACAAUCAAUGUGGAGCUGAACAUUUUUUUCCUGAUGCUAAAUUCAAACUAAAUAUGCACAAAAACGGUAAUUGCGAUACAAAGGAAAUCAACAAUGACCCAGAAGAAAUAACAAAAACCUUAAAAAACAUUAAAAUCCAAUACAACAUACAUUUUAAACCAAAUGAGACAAAGGAAGGCAUCCAAGGCAGAAUGGACCCACACGGACUAGUUUUAGUUUUAUCCUGUGGCACUCUUUACAUUAAUAAUACAAUUGCUGGAGUAUUUGAGCAAGUAUUUGGCUUAGCAAGAGACCCUUUGAGCGACGAUAACUGGAAAAUUGCCAACAGUGAAUUAAAUUUAAGAGCCAGAAGCGACAUUGAAACACCCAAAUUGUGCGACAGUCAAUUAACUAGGGGAUUAUUAAUGUUGCCUUCUGAAUAAAUUAAGAAAUCUGCAGUUAUUAUUAUUAAAAAAAAAAUCCUUAUUCUAAUAAAUUAUUACAAAUUAAUCUGCAUCUUCAAAUUCUUCUUCGUCGUUACCAUUUUCUGUAUUAUUAUAAUUAAUGUUAACUGAGAUUUCUUCCAUUCUUCUGGAAAUAUCUAUAGCAGCUAAAAUGCAAUUAUUUGUACAGGGGAAGAUUACUGGAUCGAAUAUUCUAACCUGUAUCACCUCCAGCACCUCUACCACCAUCAUCCCCGUGAUCUUCUUCAGCAUCCUCAUACAAAUAAUCAUCAUCUUCAUCCAUAUCAUCAGGAUCUGGAUUUUUCUCUUGGCAUAUUUUAAUCGCCUCAUAAAUACCGUUUAAAUUUUCACUGGUUUCUUCAGUUGGUACUAGAAUUAUUUCGCUUAUUUCAGUUUCUGAUUCAGCAUCGUCGCUGUCCUCUUCAAUGUGAGACUCAUCUCCUGGCAUGGUAAUAUAACCAUCAACCAUUAUGUAGACACAUUGAGUGGGAUAGAUUGUUUCGUCUUUGGAAAUUGCGUGCAAAGUUACAUCUGGGUAACCGAUUGAAAAGCCUGCAUCGUCUUUUUCUUGCCAGCAUAGUGU
Ceutorhynchus assimilis (cabbage seed weevil) is the source of this 1479-nucleotide messenger RNA. The record is from the annotation of a GenBank genome assembly. Lineage: Eukaryota; Metazoa; Arthropoda; Insecta; Coleoptera; Curculionidae.